GUCCAGGAUUGGACACAAACGCGGGACUGAGACGGAGACAACAUGAGACGCAUGGACGUGCGCUCACCACCGGCAUCCGCGUCCACGUGUGCGCGUGCGUGUGAGGGUGUGAGUGGACGCGUUGAAGUUGCUCCGUGCAUGUGAGUGUGAUGCUGCGGAUUCCUGAGGAUGUUUAAUCCGAUUCAGAAGAUGCUGAUGAGACGAUUCUGCGCUCAGAGGACAGUCCACUCUCACAGUGCCAAACUUCUCCUGAGGUAGGAGCUUUUCCGUAGGCCUGUCCCUGCCAACCAACAGCCAUGGACCCUGUCCCAGAAUACUCUCAGUUCCUGGUCCGCAUCCUGGAGGAGCUGGACACCAAGCACAACACCAUGUCCUACCAGGACCUGUGUAAGUCACUGUGCGCCCGAUUUGACCUGGCGCACCUGGCCAAGCUCCGCAGCCUGCUCUUCUACACGGCGUGUCUGGACCCCGCUUUCCCCGCCACGCUCUUCAAGGACAAGAUGCGCUGCUCCGGCGAGGACCCGCAGUCCAAGAAGCUCAUGGUGGCGGCGGACAUCGUCACCAUGUUCAACCUGAUCCAGAUGAACGGGGGCAUGGCCAAGGACAAGCUCCCUGUGGUCCACAGAGCCAAGUUCCACAAAAACAAGUCGUUGGACAUGUGCAGGUCCGACGGCGACGCCUUCAAGUAUCAGGACUGUGACAGAGCGACGGCGUACGAUCACAUGGACCACGGCAGAGACGGACAACACCACCAUCACCACCACCACCACCAUCAUCAUCACCGCUCCCCCCAGCAGCACCCGGUGGAUCAGAACUCCUCCCCCUGCCCCAAACGACCCGAGUGCAACAACUGCCAGCCGUUCAUUCCCACGUCAGACCCCAACUUCCUCCUGGGAGUCAGCAAGGACCUGAAAUGUAGAGCAGCCUCUCUGGACAAACUCCACCAUCUGCCCCAGUAUCCCAGCAGCAGUCCUCCCUCUCCGCCCUGUGAAAUGCAGAGCACCUACUUUCCCAUGGACAUCGACAGCGAGUCGACGACGGACCACGAGUCCCUGCAGCACAUCGGCCACGCAGAACCCUUUUCUGUCCACUCCUGCAUCCAGAAGAGGAACAUCUUCAAGGAGGACUUCCACAACUUUGUGGCCUUCUCACCACAGAUCGUCACCAAGGACAGCAAACAGGGCGGUAAGGCUGCGCCUGCGGAGAGCUACCACAGGAGGGAGCUGCACAAGCCCGCCACCUUCUUCAACCACAGCUUUGAACUGCCUUACAGUAACCCCUACUUCGAGCCGCCACUCAACUCCCCACUUCAGGACCGACGGAGGGUGAAGCACGAGAGUCUGGACGACUUACAGGCGUCCACGUACUUCGGUCCGACCACCGUCUCUGAGUGCGUGAGCAGCAGGAAGUACAUCAACAAAGCGGGGAAGCAGCCGUCGUGGCCGGUGAAGAGCCUCAGUCUCAACGCGGAGGAGGGGCCGCCGGACUUUGAGAGGUCGUUCCUGAACAGCAAACCGCUCAAAGACAACCACCAUCGCACCAUGAGCAUCAUCAGCCAGGACAACGAGCAGCAUUUUCAGAGCCCAAAGGAGAAGGUGGGAGCUUCUCCUUCUGGGUUUGCCAAGAAACAGAAUGGAGUAAAAAACAAGGAUGUGGCUCUGGCAGCGAGUGGACCUGUGGGUCUGGACAAGAGAGAAGCAGCCAAACGGUUCAGGGACAAAAGCAUGAACAGUCCGUCCUUUCAGGGUGGAGACAUUUCCUCCAGCAUUGGGACUCAAACAGAGCAGGCCGAGCAGAAGAAAGCGAAGGAGCACCCGGUUAAAUACGGCGACGUGCGAGAAAGACGUACCUUCAAACAGUCCGACGACGACUCUGAGAUCAUCAGCGACGACAUCAGCGACAUUUUCCGUUUUCUGGACGACAUGAGUGUCUGCGACUCUCUGGGCGUCGUCCAGUCGUCCUGCUACAACAGCAACGGGUCCCUGUCUCAGGUAACGCUCAAGUCGGAGGGCGACAGCUCCCCUGAACGCAACACCGUCAAACUAGCCAAGUCCAAGCUGGACCGCCUCUUCCAUUCCCUGGAGAACACGGACGACGAGCUCAAGUCCAGCGUGUGCAAGCUGGUGAUGCGGAUCGGGGAGAUCGAGAAGAAGCUGGAGUCUCUGUCGGGCGUCCGCAGUGAGAUCUCGCAGGUGCUCUCCAAACUCAACAAGCUGGACGAGAAGAUCCAGGAGCCGGAGGGCAACGGACGACACAGGGAGACGGCGUCGGCCACUCCCGACAAGCCGCACCCUCACCAGCAACCACAUCUGGACGCCACGCUCUCACCUCACACCUUCCAGUGUCACACCACCGGCCGCAACGUCAAAGUGGAGAACGGGCUCAUGGGGGAGUGGUGCUGCUCGGACGGGAGUAACGGCGACAGCCUCAGGGUGAAAGCUCUGAAGAAGAGUCUGCUCACCAGGAGGUCCAACCGAUCGCUCAACGAGGAGAACAGCGCCACCGAGUCAAAGGUCGCCAGCAUCACCAACUCCCCACGGGACUGGAGGACAGUGUCCUACUCCUGUCACCCUGGAGACGAGGGCAAGGACAAGGACAGAGACGGCAAGGACCGACACCGGAAAGCCAAAGAGGUAGAGACACGUUUUAUUUUUUGA
Molecule: messenger RNA, 2657 nt
Organism: Solea senegalensis (Senegalese sole)
Lineage: Eukaryota; Metazoa; Chordata; Actinopteri; Pleuronectiformes; Soleidae
Gene: minar1
Product: membrane integral NOTCH2 associated receptor 1
Exons: 3
Coding region: 297-2657 (786 amino acids)
Biological process (GO): negative regulation of TOR signaling; negative regulation of cell population proliferation
Cellular component (GO): plasma membrane
Source: RefSeq, a predicted model, not a curated record